GCUCUGUGAAGAGGGUCUCCAUGGAGCUGGGCGGCCUUGCUCCCUUCAUUGUGUUUGACAGCGCCAACGUGGAGCAGGCUGUAGCAGGGGCCAUGGCAUCGAAAUUUAGGAACGCUGGCCAGACUUGCGUUUGCUCAAACCGAUUCCUGGUGCAGAGGGGGAUUCAUGAUUCCUUUGUGAGCAAAUUUGCUGAAGCAAUGAAGACAACUCUGCGUGUAGGGCAUGGAUUUGAGGAGGGAACCACGCAAGGCCCGCUAAUUAAUGAAAAAGCAGUAGAAAAGGUGGAGAAACAGGUGAAUGAUGCCGUUUCUAAGGGGGCCACCAUUGUGACAGGCGGGAAGCGGCACCACCUUGGGAGCAACUUCUACUUCGAGCCCACCCUGCUCAGCAGUGUCACCCAGGAUCUCUGCUCCCGGGAAGAGACUUUCGGGCCCCUGGCGCCAGUUAUCAAGUUCGAUACUGAAGAGGAGGCCAUAGCCAUCGCCAAUGCCACUGAUGUGGGGUUAGCAGGUUAUUUCUACUCUCAAGACCCAGCGCAGAUCUGGAGAGUGGCCGAGCAGCUGGAGGUGGGCAUGGUCGGCGUCAACGAAGGCCUCAUUUCCUCCGUGGAGUGCCCUUUCGGGGGGGUGAAGCAGUCUGGCCUCGGCCGGGAGGGCUCCAAGUACGGCAUUGACGAGUACCUGGAGGUCAAGUACGUGUGUCACGGAGGCUUGUAGGAGUCCUCGGUCCCCUGGAAAAUAAAGAGGGAGGCUUGCCCACACGAACGGGGAGCUGCCACCUGUUUUGUGAAACCGUAGGUUCUCGGAAUGAUGACUUUUUUAGAACUCAUCCAGUCCCUGUAAUCUGAAGCAGAUGCAGAUCCUACCCCUGCGCUUUCCCAACAAGGGGCCGACGUGCGCAGCGUGCCCACGGCUGGGCUCUCCAGGAUGGCCAGCACAGGGUUCCUAGAAAGACGCCCUGGGCCCGUGGCACCACCCCAUCCAUCUCUAGAGCAAGGGUUGGCCCCACACGUGGGCCCUGGGGCUUUGAGAGACUCCCCAGGCACGGCUGAGGGCUGGGGCGGGGGCACGGCCAGCUCACCACUAAGGCUAGGCAGGGUGUAUGCAGAGGUGUCUCUGCAGGGGCUAAGUCAGGCUUUUGUUUAGCCACUUCUGAAAGAGCACAGAGCUGCUGUGGGGAGUGAAGCGGUGCCUCGCCCGGUUUCUGGACCACUCUUCCGUUUGAAGUCUUCAUCAUCCUUAAGUGUCUGCUUUGGAGUUCAUUGAGGGCCUGAGCGUAAUCGUAGAGAGCAGAGGCUAGCAGAAGUAGCCUGGUAGUAAGGCAGGCGCAGGGGGACCCUGCCUGGCCCCUUCCCUGGGCAGCCCUGUCACUGUGGUCGCGCCACUCAGCACCUCCCACCCCAUGUGGGCGGUGACCAUCCUCCGUAGGCCUUACUCAGCCUCAGGGCUGCUGGCAGCCUGGGAGAAAGUGCAAGUAUUCUUCAAAAAGAUGGAGAUCCUGUGUCGGGACGGGAGCCAUCGUUGCUAUGAGCCGUGCCACCCAGAUGCCCUGCACACGUCAGCAGGGGCCUUGCCGCCGAGGGAAGCCAGGCCCACCUGCCCGCUGGCUGUAUGUGGCCUGCUGUGCACUGGGGGUGGAGCUGCCCCUUCACCUGUGCUCACCACAGCAGCCCCAAAAGGAAAGGAUUUCCAUAAUUGCCAGUCCACCCUGCGGAAGGGGCAUGGAGCCUUGCAUUUCAGGCAGCGUUAAUCUAAAAUUUGUGGACAGUUCAGCAAGCAAACAACACACAAGACACAAAAACCCCAUGACCAGCGUUGGCUCUUACUCUUAAAGAAAACCUCCAAGAAAGUCCGAGGCUCCUCCAGACACGUCACCCAUGCUCACGGGGAUAAAGGCCGAUCCUGGCCACAGGGGCACAGAGGAAGCUCCCUCCUCUUCCCCAGUCUCAGUGUGUAGACCCCACUCUCAUUCCGUGGAUGUGCCACGUAGCGGGUGAAAGUAGUGCUGGUGGCCGGCGCCGCGGCUCACUAGGCUAAUCCUCCGCCUUAUGGCGCCGGCACACCAGGUUCUAGUCCUGGUCGGGGCGCCAGAUUCUGUCUCGGUUGCCCCUCUUCCAGGCCAGCCCUCUGCUGUGGCCAGGGAGUGCAGUGGAGGAUGGCCCAGGUGCUUGGGCCCUGCACCCCAUGGGAGACCAGGAGAAGCACCUGGCUCCUGGCUCCUGCCAUCGGAUAAGCGCGGUGCGCCGGCCGCAGCGCGCCGGCGGCGGCGGCCAUUGGAGGGUGAACUAACGGCAGAGGAAGACCUUUCUCUCUGUCUCUCUCUCUCACUGUCCACUCUGCCUGUCAAAAAAAAAAGAAAGAAAGAAAAAGAAAAAAAAAAGAAAGUAGUGCUGGCUACAAUCACCCCUGAGCCCCACACAGCGCUGAGCAGCCCUCCAUGAGCCACUGGGGAGCUGGCCGAGUAGCCGACGGCACACAGGGGCACCUCCAGGCUGGCGCUGGCUUCCCUGGGGCCUGGCUUACACCAGCUGAUCACCAAGGUCAAGGGAGAGGGGAGCAGACACCUGCCUGCUGGUGACACCGCCCAGCACUGGCAGAGGUCCCAUCCCUGCCAUGAUGACACUCAAUUUCUAUUCUACUGGUGUCAUCCUUGGGUGGCUUUUAAUCUAAGUACUUGAAAUCUGGGUGUGUCCGUUUUUUUCUAUUAAGAAUACAGAAUUUCAGGCAUUAGUUUUUAAAGUCAGACAGCCAUGCUAAGCUGUGUAGAAGAUAUUUUUCAAACAUAUUUUUUGACUUUGGAACAGAGUCCUUACUUUGGUGACCAAUUUUAAGUUUUCCUGCAUAUUUUGUUUUCUAGAUAAAUUUAGGGCCAGAGGCUCAAGGCCAUAGCCUUGAUCAAUUCUGUAAUUAAAACUUGGAAAGGAAACAGCUUAUUGUUUAAUAAAAUGUUCCCCGGUGGUGGGAAGACAGAGAAGUGUUUUUAAGUUGAACUUUUUUGGUUAUUUUUCAAUAAGGUAACCAUUUGUGUUAGAUGGGAUUUACAUACACACACACACACACACACACAAAAUGGAAAAGGAUCAUGAGACCAUGGUUUGACAACUACAUCACACACACAGGCCAGGUCUGACCUGCACCUGGUGUUGUCCAACACGAUAGCUAUGAACUGUGCUAUUUUCAAAUGGUUAGAAAAAGAACAAGACAGUGCUUUAUGAUACAUGAGAAUUCUAUGAAAUUCAGAUUCCAGGCUCCAUAAGUAAAACGGUAUUGGAAUACAGCCACACCCUGGGUCACACCAGCUGACCACCAAGGUCAAAGGCAGAAAUCCAGCACUAGUGACACUGCCCUUGGGUGACUGUCAGUCCAGGGAGGUGGAUUCGGGAGUGUCCAUCUUCUCACAUGACACUGCUUGGCAGAGUUGGACAAGAGCAGCAGUGUGGCCUGCAAAGCCUAAAAUAUUUACUGUUUGGCUCCUUAAAGGCAAAGUUUGCCAGCCUCCGGUCUAGACCAGGAGGGAGAGAGCAACCUGUCCACGACUGCUGGGCAGUGCUUUGUGUCCUGAACACCUGUGUAGCAACAGGGCUACCCCGGGGUCUCAGCAGGAACUGCUCAGCCAUCGCCACGCGACUCACAUCAAACCACCCAAACAACAAGUCUGUGGGCCUUAAAGAAGCGCUUUUCAAACUGGGUCCCGUCGAGACAGGGCUUAUGGAGAGCUGAUCUGCAUCUGUUUCCCGACCAUGUGAGUGUUUUUAAGUAGAUUUUACGUGAAGUGCUGUUUCUCUCUGUGUGUCUGCCUUCAUGCUUACGGUGAGACUCCGUGAAAACAAAGACGAGAAGCACAAUGUAAAUUACUGUCAGCCGACACUCUGAACCUGACAUUGUGCCACGUGACUUUUCUCUCUGAACGCUGGGUCCUAGUGUUUUACUUACCCAAGUGCGGCUAUAUUUGGUAGCAUUUUACUUGAAUAAAAUAAAUGCUGUGAUUGUUUCAUGCUAUACUUUGGGGGAUAAAACUUGGCAUAAGUGUAGCAGGAAACGUAGGAACACUUUGCUUUUUUAAGCAUGUGCACAUGACUUAUUUUUCUAGUUUUUGAUGGUCGUGUAUAUCAAUGUAUCAUCAGCAGAUCCUAUCUAUGUGUGUGUCAUUAAUAAACGAUCAAUUAACAGAA
Molecule: messenger RNA, 4171 nt
Organism: Oryctolagus cuniculus (rabbit)
Lineage: Eukaryota; Metazoa; Chordata; Mammalia; Lagomorpha; Leporidae
Source: RefSeq, a predicted model, not a curated record